Annulohypoxylon maeteangense is the source of this 1926-nucleotide messenger RNA. Its product is annotated as phosphatidylinositol-glycan biosynthesis class S protein. Gene Ontology annotation, biological process: attachment of GPI anchor to protein. Gene Ontology annotation, cellular component: GPI-anchor transamidase complex. Bases 200 to 1876 code for a protein of 558 amino acids. The transcript is spliced from 2 exons. NCBI's taxonomy places the organism in Eukaryota, Fungi, Ascomycota, Sordariomycetes, Xylariales, Hypoxylaceae. The record is from RefSeq and is a predicted model, not a curated record.
CAGAGUAACGGGAAAGUAGCACCGAGAAAGCUUCGGUCUUCUCUUUUUCCCAAGUGUCCCAAAGAAUCAAUUGAUAGUAUGGAGAACCUUGUAACCUUGUAACUUUACACAUGACAACAAUUGCGACAAAUCCAACGACGCAAUCGAUCACGAGCCAUGCUUUCUAUGAGGUAGUCCCGCCAUCCCGCCUAAUAUAGCCAUGUCUUCUACUUCGGUCUCCGAACCCCGACAUGACACCGUUGCAUCUAGAGGCCAACAAUCACCUGCAGGCGCCGGUAGUGCUACCGAUGCCGGUAACACUCGCGAUGGUGACAGCAGCUCCAAGAAGACGUUAACGCCUAAACCACCACCCCCCGAGAAGGCAGAAGAUAUCCAAAGACGAUCUUACAUCGUCGCCUCGUUUUGGUUUGUCGUACUAUUCUUCGGACUACCAAUAUGGUGGAAGACCACUACGAUAUACCGGGCAGAUCUGCCCCUGAGCCAGAUGAUGGACUGGGCUGACGGCAGGGCCUGCAAUCCAGUAUUUCCCAUAAGAAUUGCCAUUGAUGCGCCGACUCUACGAAACGAAGAGACUGAGAACCUCGUGCGCAUUACACAACAAGCUUUAGACACUCCGACCGACGAUUUCAAAGGCCAUCAUCUACAGCUUGAAGUAUCGGAACCGGCUACUGCAAAUCGUGCUCGUGAUCUAGCACGUAAUUCGAAUGUCGCCCUCACAAUACGAUUAAGUCCCGGCGAUGUUGCUACAUCAUCAUUCGAUUCACAACUACCCAUUCUUGAUGUCGCAUACCCCCCAAACUCGAUACCAGCACCGAAUGCUGCCUCUUCUGGCCUCGCGACAUAUCUGGCAGCACAGCUCAGAGAUGCCUUCUCUGAAGAACGAGAUGUUAUGUCAUAUCUCCUCUCGACGUCUUCUAUGCCUUUCGAGCAACGACCUCCGGGAUCCUCUCAAGAUUUAAGUGAUUCCCUCUCGAAGCGAAUGACGAGAUCAGUAAAAUAUUCUCGAACUUAUCAUCUUACAUUCUCAUUGUUUACCAGUGGGCCAAUUCCGAGCAGCUGGGACAUCGAAUCCGCCAUAGACGAAUACAUGAAACCGAUACUGGAUAUGCUUGGACCUAUCCACAACUUCACCAUCGAUACUCAAGUACAGCUGUACGCUAACCCUGGCGUUCAGUCGCAAAUGCUAAGCAAGGAAGACCUAUCUUCAUUCAUAAACGCUGCUGAAUGGCCUUUGUCGCCCUCUAUAGGGGGUGCGCCAACCGUCAACUUCGUCGUGUACAUUGGCAACCAGACUAUCGGUACCGCCUCGGAAACAGGUACUUCCCAGUCCUGGCUUAUACCUCAGUGGGGAUCCGUAUAUCUCUUGCCACCCCCCUCCGCCGAUCACGUCUCUUCAGAAAUACUAAAACAGCCGAUCCUAACAUUUACUUCCCAUCUACUGUCACUCAUCGGUACCCCGCAAUCGGGACCACUGCCGAUGCGUCUUUCGACGCUAACCCGCAUUCGAACCGCCGACUUGCUUCUACGAGCCUCCUCCUCUCUAGGAUCAUUAGCUCGCCUCUCAUUGGCACUACCAAGCAUAUCCAUCCCCUCUAGCGUUGCCGAUGGGGUAGCCAAAUCUAUGCAUCAUCUCCAACUUGCGUGUUCCAACCUUGGCGGAACCAGUGGACUCGAAAAUGCACGAAUCGCCGAUGUAGAAGCGGAACGGGCCUUUUUUGAGAAGAGUAUGGUUGGCCAACUCUAUUUCCCUGACGAACACAAGAUUGCCGUUUAUCUACCUCUUCUAGGACCUGUCGGAGUACCACUGGUUAUUGGCCUGUUGAAUCAGAUUAAAGCCUGGAAGAAGGCAAGAAAAGAGAAGAUUAAGGAGACUUGAAUGAGCAAGGUCACGUUUAAAAUCAGAAUUCAUCAAAAUUUUGGUAGGGC